AGCGAACAAUACAGUCAGGAUGGCUAAAGGUGACCCGAAGAAACCAAAGGGCAAGAUGUCUGCUUAUGCCUUCUUUGUGCAGACGUGCAGAGAAGAACAUAAGAAGAAAAACCCGGAGGUCCCUGUGAACUUUGCAGAAUUUUCCAAGAAGUGCUCUGAGAGGUGGAAGACGAUGUCCGGGAAAGAGAAAUCUAAAUUUGAUGAAAUGGCAAAGGCAGAUAAAGUGCGCUAUGACCGGGAAAUGAAGGAUUAUGGACCAGCUAAGGGAGGCAAGAAGAAGAAGGAUCCUAAUGCUCCCAAAAGGCCACCGUCUGGAUUCUUCCUGUUCUGUUCAGAAUUCCGUCCCAAGAUCAAAUCCACAAACCCCGGCAUCUCUAUUGGAGACGUGGCAAAAAAGCUGGGUGAGAUGUGGAAUAAUUUAAAUGACAGUGAAAAGCAGCCUUACAUCACUAAGGCAGCAAAGCUGAAGGAGAAGUAUGAGAAGGAUGUUGCCGACUAUAAGUCAAAAGGAAAGUUUGAUGGUGCAAAGGGUCCUGCUAAAGUUGCCCGGAAAAAGGUGGAAGAGGAAGAUGAAGAAGAGGAGGAGGAAGAAGAGGAGGAGGAGGAGGAGGAGGAUGAAUAAAGAAACUGUUGAUCUGUC
Molecule: messenger RNA, 640 nt
Organism: Rhinopithecus roxellana (golden snub-nosed monkey)
Lineage: Eukaryota; Metazoa; Chordata; Mammalia; Primates; Cercopithecidae
Product: high mobility group protein B3
Exons: 1
Coding region: 20-622 (200 amino acids)
Biological process (GO): regulation of transcription by RNA polymerase II
Cellular component (GO): nucleus
Molecular function (GO): DNA binding, bending
Source: RefSeq, a predicted model, not a curated record